Molecule: messenger RNA, 595 nt
Organism: Thamnophis sirtalis
Lineage: Eukaryota; Metazoa; Chordata; Lepidosauria; Squamata; Natricidae
Gene: CUNH12orf57
Product: chromosome unknown C12orf57 homolog
Biological process (GO): post-embryonic development
Source: RefSeq, a predicted model, not a curated record
AGGAGGCAGAGGAGAGGGGCUGCCUCUGUCUCUCUGCCUGCCUGCGCUGGAGCGGCAGCCCUUGCCAGCCUGCAGCGUGGAAGUUAGAGCCUCUGUUUCUCUCCCACCACCACCACCCGCCUCGGCCCACCGCAUGUCAAGCCUGCAGCGACCCCCGGCUGCUUCGGCCCAGGCCCCACCGGUUUCAUUAAGCGUGGAGCAGGCGAAAGUGGUUUUGGCGGAAGUGAUCAAGGCAUUUGGAUCUCCGGAAAAUGCUCAGCGCCUGGAGGAAGCCAGGGACAAUGCCUGCAAUGACAUGGGGAAGAUGCUUCAGUUCCUGCUUCCUGUGGCUACCCAGAUACAACAGGAUGUGAUCAAAGCUUAUGGUUUCAGUAACGAUGGGGAAGGAGUCCUAAAGUUUGCCAGAUUGAUAAAAUCAUACGAGUCACAGGAUCCUGAAAUUGCAAGCAUGUCUGGGAAGCUGAAGUCUAUGUUUCUGCCUCCAAUGACUCUACCUCCCCAUGGAGCUGGGACAGGAGGCGCAGUUGCCACAUCAUGAAGCAGGCUGCCUGUAGUGGGAUCUGUAUUAUUUUUAUGCUUCCACAUCAGUCUUAAC